Panicum virgatum (switchgrass) is the source of this 3106-nucleotide messenger RNA. RefSeq names its product receptor like protein kinase S.2-like. Gene Ontology annotation, biological process: protein phosphorylation. The record is from RefSeq and is a predicted model, not a curated record. Lineage: Eukaryota; Viridiplantae; Streptophyta; Magnoliopsida; Poales; Poaceae. Gene Ontology annotation, molecular function: ATP binding; protein kinase activity. Gene Ontology annotation, cellular component: plasma membrane. The transcript has a single exon. The coding region runs from base 371 to 2899 and encodes 842 amino acids.
CAAAAGCUCCUCCAUCUGAUGAAGACCAGACCCAGCUGCCGCAGCAACACGGAGCCCAGGUUUUCUCCGUUCCUCUCGAUCCCGGCCCCAGCCGCGCCAUCCAAGUCAACCGAGCGAGCCACCCACACCAGCCGCAUCCACUACACGGCCACACGCUACCGCUGGCCGCCUACUCCACCACCUGCCGGCUGCCGAUCUUCCCCACCUGCCCUGACCACCCCCGUAUCCAUCCUCAUUUCCGACAUUAAUGGACGCUUCCACCGCCCGCGCUUUAUUUCCUCCCCGCACGCGCACUAAGCGCGCCGAUUAGCAUGCGCGGGUGUUCCAUUCGCUAAUCUCUCGCGUACCAGCGACGUCCCGGCGGUGGCACAUGUCGUUGCGACGUCUCUGCUUCGUGCUGCCGAUGGACGUGGGCGAGGCCGUCCUGGCGCCGGCGGCGGCGGCGGAGGAGGAGGAGGAGGCGCGCUGCUGGGUGACGACGGCCCGCCAGACGGUUCGGUCGUGCGUCCGCGGCACGGUCGGCCGCGUGCUGUCGUGCCUCCGCUGCCAGUCCUGUGCCGGUGCUGGCCGCCGCCGCGACUCGUCGGGGAUGGCGUUCGAGGAUAUCGCCGGCGUGGACGAGGGCGGAGGGAGGAAGCUUGCGGGGUCCGGCAGCAGCCCCAGGAUCUUCAGCUACUCGGAGCUGUACAUAGGGACCAACGGGUUCAGCGAUAAGGAGGUCCUUGGGAGCGGAGGGUUCGGGCGGGUGUACCGCGCCGUGCUACCCAGCGAUGGCACGACGGUGGCCGUCAAGUGCAUCGCCAGCCACGGCGACCGGUUCGAGAAGUCCUUCCUGGCGGAGCUUGCGGCGGUGGCGAGGCUGCGGCACCGCAACCUCGUGCGGCUCCGCGGAUGGUGCGUGCACGGGGGUGAGGAGCUGCUGCUGGUGUACGAAUACAUGCCCAACCGCAGCCUCGACCGCCUACUCUUCCCGCCGGCCUCCGCCAAGCAGGUUCCCGUCGUGCUGAGCUGGGACCGGCGGCGGCGCGUCGUCGCUGGGCUGGCUGCUGCGCUUUUCUACCUGCACGAGCAGCUGGACAAGCAGAUCAUCCACCGGGACGUCAAGACCAGCAACGUCAUGCUCGACGCCGAGUACAACGCCCGGCUUGGGGACUUCGGCCUCGCCCGGUGGCUCGAGCACGACGCGGCGCCGCCGAACCUGGUGGUGUCACCGCCGUCCCUGCGGUUGUCGUCCUCUGCAUCGGCCAACUAUCAGUUCCGGCUGAUGGACACAAGCCGGAUCGGCGGAACUAUCGGGUACCUGCCGCCGGAGAGCUUCCAGCGCCGGGCCAUGGGCACCGCAAAAUCCGACGUCUUCAGCUUUGGGAUUGUGCUCCUGGAGGUGGCCACAGGGCGGCGUGCGGUCGACCUGGCAUACCCCGACGACGAGAUCUUUAUGCUCGACUGGGUGCGCCGGCUGUCGGACGAGGGGAAGCUACUCAACGCUGCAGAUGGUAAACUGCCGGACGGCGCCUACGCGCUGUUCGACAUCGGGCGCCUCAUCCAUCUCGGCCUCCUCUGCUCGCUGCAUGACCCCAAGGCUCGUCCAACCAUGAAAUGGGUGGUGGAGAACCUGUCCGACGGCUGCUCCGGCGACCUCCCGCAUCUCCCGUCGUUUGUGGCUCACCCCAAGUACAUCUCUCUCACUUCGUCCUCUGACUCCGGCACGACAACCAUCGCCACCGACAGCACGGCAACAACACAAUCCAAGCCCGUCUACGCCACCGCUGCUGCAGACACCAUUUACCACACUGCUGAAGAUGGAAGAUCCAGCUCCAGGUCCGCUGAUUCAGGUGGCAGCAGCCGGCGGUCGCCGCGGCCGGUGGCGAUUCCGAACGUUGACAUGCCGCGCGACAUAUCCUACGAGGAGAUCGUGGCGAUCACCAACGGCUUCUCCGAGUCCCAGGUGGUUGCCGAGCUAGACUUCGGAACAGGGUACGAGGGCUUCUUGGACAACGGCCACGGCCGCGUCCACGUUCUCGUGAAGCGCCUCGGCAUGAAGACAUGCCCGGCGCUGCGAGUCCGGUUCGCCAGGGAGCUCUGCAACCUAGCGAAGCUCCGUCACAGGAACCUUGUCCAGCUGCGCGGGUGGUGCACGGAUCACGGGGAGAUGCUCGUCGUCUACGACUACUCCCCGGGGAGCCUCCUGAGUCACUACCUAAUCCGGCGCGACGACGCUGUCCUCCCGUGGCGCCACCGGUACAGCAUCGUCAAGGCGCUCGCGUCGGCCAUCCUUUACCUGCACGAGGAGUGGGACGAACAGGUCAUCCACCGCAACAUCACGUCCUCGGCGGUGUUCCUGGACCCGGACCUGAACCCGCGCCUCGGGAGCUUCGCGCUGGCCGAGUUCCUUUCAAGAAACGAGCACCACGGCGGCGGGCACCACGUCGUGGUAUCUACCAGCUCGGCGCGGGGCAUCUUCGGAUACAUGUCACCGGAGUACAUGGAGACCGGUGAGGCGACCACCAUGGCCGACGUCUACAGCUUCGGCGUGCUAGUACUGGAGGUGGUUACUGGUACGCCGGCGGUGGACGGGAGGUUGCCUGAAGUUCUUCUUGUCCGAAAGGUGGUUCAGCUGUUUGAACAGCUGAAUCGACCAGUGGAGGCCCUGGCGGACAGGCGACUGGACGGCAAGUUUGACCGUAGGGAGCUUGUGCGGUUGGCUAAGCUUGGAAUCGUGUGCACCCGAUCAGACCCAGCAGCGCGGCCGAGCAUGAGGAAGAUAGUGAGCAUUCUGGACGGUAGCGACCAAGUGCUGGACAAGUUUGAGCAGAGGAAAGAGAGCGCAGAGGACUGGCCGAGAAGGAACGCUGCUAAUCUUGCCUUAGUAAGGAGAUUCCAGGCUCUUGGCAUACACUGAGGAAUGCUUUGAAACACGGACUAGUUAUUCAUCUUUGGUUGUUCUGGAGACUUGUAACUUCUUCUUUUAUGAGUUUAACAUCUGAUGUAUAUACUGUUUGUAUUUGUGUUUCAUGUAUUUAGUACUGAAUGAACACGACAAUAUUUCAUCAGCAAUUCAGUAUCUUGAAGGAUGAAGCUGAUGAAUAGACCACCAUACUUGUAUUUA